GUCUGUCGAAACAAAGGAAUCCCACCAAACCACCAAAUACUGACUUAACGAGCAUUCUAGCUGAAGCUAACUUGAACAAUCAAAUAUGGCUCAACGAUUAAAAGACGCAUUUGCUAGUGCGGCCAAACGCGUCAGCCAAGCAUCUGGAGGUGGUUCGGGUGGCGGAGGAGGUGGCCGUGCCGCUGCCGCCGCCGCCCAAAGUGUAACGGCGCUUGCUGUUGCUGGUGGAUUGGCUUACGGUACCUACAACUCUGUUUACACCGUUCCCGGAGGUCACCGCGCCGUGAUAUUCAACCGCGUCUUGGGUAUGAAGGACUCCAUUUACGGCGAGGGUUUGAACUUUAACAUUCCCUGGUUUGAGCGCCCCGUAAUCUAUGAUAUUCGAACACGCCCCGUCAAUUUGCAGACCUUGACCGGAUCGAAGGAUUUGCAGAUGGUUACUAUUGCUGUUCGUGUUUUGCACAAACCCAAUCCAAGCAAACUCGUUUGGAUCUACCGAAUGCUGGGAACCAACUACGACGAACGAAUCCUGCCCAGUAUCAUGAACGAAUCGGCGAAGGCAAUCGUGGCGAGAUAUAAUGCCAAUGAAUUGUUGACCAAGCGUGAAAUAGUAUCGAGGGAAGUUUCCAUGGACUUGCAGAGACGUGCCGCCAAAUUCAAUGUUAUAUUGGACGAUGUGGCGAUUACGCACUUGAGUUUCUCCCCCGAAUAUGCUCGUGCUGUUGAGGCCAAGCAGGUUGGUAAGUUGAUUUGCGCGAAUCACAUUAUUGAAUGGAAUACAAUUCUGGACGAUAUUGGACGAGAAAAAGACAUUAGAGUUUCUGCAAUUUGCAUUUGCGGAGAAAAGAAAUGUUUGCUUUGCAACGACCAGAAACUUAUCUUUCUCACGUGUUAAUAUUGCGUUCUUACUUUUUUACGCUUAUUCUGUUCCGCACACAGCCCAACAAGAUGCUGAAAAGGCAAAGUACGUCGUCUUGGGAGCUCAGCAGGAAAAGAAGACUAUCAUCACCCGAGCAAGGGGAGAAGCCGAAUCCGCCGAGCUCAUUGGUUUGGCUGUCAAGAAGAAUCCUGGAUUCAUGAAACUGCGACGAAUCGAUGCGGCCCGUGACAUUGCCGACAUCGUAGCAAAGUCGGGCAAUAAGGUGUACUUGAAUGCCGAUUCUCUGUUGCUCAACUUGUUGGGAGAUGCCGAUGACAAGUUUGAGAAGAGUGUUGCUAGUAAAUGGCGUUGAGCAGUAGUAUAAUCAUGAUAUUUAUGUACGGAUACCAUAAGUCAAGCUUUUGUACUGGCUGUAGCAGUUUCAACUUCAACAAACUUCGUACAAUUGAACUUCAGGUAUGACGAAAUUUUACUUCACGAUGAUUUGAUACUUGACAAGACAUGCUUAGAACGUAGAUGGCAAAACAGAUUCGCAUUAUUCAUAGUAAACUUUCUCUCUCCAC
Pseudo-nitzschia multistriata is the source of this 1443-nucleotide messenger RNA. The record is from the annotation of a GenBank genome assembly. Lineage: Eukaryota; Bacillariophyta; Bacillariophyceae; Bacillariales; Bacillariaceae.